CCCGUCCUCCGUGUGAGGGAUGCUGAGAGCAGAGCUAAGGGGAGAGGGAGCCGGAGAAGGCCGAGUGGAACUGGGGAACUGACGCUGAGAAAGAUGAAAAAGAGCAAGAAGUACAAGUUAUACUGUUGAUCAGAAAGGCACUGGAAAAAAUGGUUCAAUUUAUUCAAAAGAUGCAGCUGGAGGAAGGCCGAUUACAAAGGCAGAUGAAGGAGAAAGCAUGGCAAAGGAGCAAGAACUUUAACACCGAGACAGCACCCAGAUUCAAGCCCAGAAAGGUCAUACUACAUCAUGUUGCUGAAUUUCAGGAACAUAUAAUGAAACAACAGGUCAGUGUGGAGUCUGCAUACAGCAGACUGGAAUAUCUCAGGGACUUGUUGGACAUCCAGGCUCUGCAGGCAAAGGCGCUUCUCUCUGGGACAUCACAAUGCUUUGAAAACUACCAAGGGACCAGAUUUUAUGGUAUUGCUGGUGUCCCCCACGGCACAUGCGCAGUCAUCCAUCGAAAACUGAUUCCAUUGUUGAAGUCUCUGGUUCAGAUACUGGAGGAAAACAAAAGGAGUGAUAGGUCACUUGAGACUCUAAUUCUUCAGUCAGGAUACUCCUCAAGAAGCACCUUAAAGGCAUCUACAGCUCAGUCUGAGGCAUUCAGGACUGCAGCAAGCCAGGAAAUUGCUCCAGCUGCCACUCCAUCACCUGUGCUGCCCUCUUUUUUCUUACCAGGGGGAUCCCAUAUACAGCAAGAAAUCCUGACAAGGUUUUUUUUAGAAAAGCACGCCAGUGAAGUGGUGCAUUUAGAGCUGUCCUUAAUGACGGAAGAAAUAAACAUGAUCUGCUACUUUUAUGAAUCAGCCAAAGCUAAGGAAAAGGAAGAAUGUAAAGAAAAUUGGUUUCAGGGGAUGAAAUUCCGUAAAGAAAUGGAUGUAGCCAGCGACUGGGACACAUUUCUGAAGGAGUUAGCUGAAUGCCACCAGCGUGCUGAACAAGCUCUCUAUCAGAAGCAUUGGGAAGAAAUCAAGCAGUCAGGGCUCAGCUGGGAUCUAGUAACACCCAAAGACCACUUACGUUCUCGAGAUGAAAUUCUACAUCAUUUAUCACGGCUUUGUGCUGAUUUGCAAAUCACAGAUUCCCACAUCAGAUAUGAUGUCACUAAAAAACAAGAUGAAACACAGUCUUUGGAAGCAGAACUAGCUCCAGACUCAGCAACUCAAAUAUUACAAGCUUCAGCCGUCAAAAUAGUAAAGUUAGAAGUUAUGAAACAAGUGUGUCUCUAUAGAAUAUUGGAUCUCUAUAAUGAACUCCAGAGACAGACCUGUCCAGAACGUGUGUUAAGGAUUCUGAACACUUUACACUACAGAGCUACAGGAGAAACUGUGGCCCAAGAGGUGGCCCAGAUUAGUGAGAAGCAGCAAGUGGAGAGAGCUGUGGCUUUUCUCCAGAAACACCACAAAGAAGGAGACUUACUUAUUGGUUUAAAGGAAGAGUCAGAGACUGAACUGAGGAAUAUGCAGACACAGUUCAGACUGGAGCUUCAAACCCAAACAGAAGAAAAGGUGCAAGCCAAGGAAAUGCAAGUGAUUCAGGAGGCUGAAAGACAGGAGUUACCAAAUCAUAUUGAGCAUGUGGCAUAUUUUAUCCUAUCUCAGAGACACUUGCGGCAAACAGUAAUAGUGCUACAAGACAGCUGCAGAUUCCAAAAGGCAGACUUGUGGACACAGACUGAAGAAAGAAACCUGUGCGAGCUUGUCAUAGAUGGGUCAUUGGUUGAUGAUGAUAUGAAGGGCAUCUUACAUCUAUUGAAAGAUAACAUGGAGUACAAGCUUUCAGGGCUGGAGCUGAAACAAGCUGGCAGAUUAUUACAACUGAGAGAGAAGCAGAUUUUGGAAAUAACCAAAUGCCUGAAAGACCACUCUUUGGACACGUCUGUGGAUGAAGCUGGCUUCACAGCCAAUGAUCUACAGGAAUUCAGAAAGCAGAAAAUAAGGGAACUGAAAGAACAGCUCAAAAUCUUCAUGGGCGAUAAAAAAACUAAGGAGAAUACUUCAAGCAAUCCUGAUCCACUACAGAUCAAAAAAUCCACAUUGGAAAGAGAAGAUAAAAUAAGUAAAGGGAAUGAUAUCUGGGAGAUUUUCCAAGCAAAGCAGCUGCCGCUGGAAGAAUCUCACCAAUGCCAAAUAUCAGAUGAAAGAGUGAAUCUGCUGUAUCAGCUGGAUCACGGAGAGCUGAGGAGCUGGAUGAAGAAUAAAAUGAUGAAAGAACACAAUGAAACUGUGGCCUUCCUGCAAAAGGCUUUUCACCAGGACCUGGAGAAACUGAGAAGGAGGCUAGAGCCGGCAGAGAAGAAAAAAGAGAAACAGCAAGAAAACAGCCCUGCGUCAUCUGCAGCUGCAUCCUCAUCAGCCAAAGAGAAACCCAGCCAGGCAGAAGACCAGGUUCUCUCUCUCUUGGCAGAGAAUGUCAAGAUACUGAAGCAAACUGAACAGUUGUUGGCAUCAAGGAUUAUUCUCCUGAAUCCCCAGUUUAGGUCACCUCUUCUGUAUGAUGAUGAUAAAGCCAAGUAUAUGAAAUCUUCUCCACUUCUCACUCUUCUGAAAGAUGUGAAUGACCAGCUCCAAGCUCAUGCGAUGGCAGUUGGGCUUCUGGAAAGCCAUCUGCAGGAAAAAGACACAGGAAGUUCUUUUCAUGAUAUAUUGGAUGCUCUGAUGACUCAUAAAGGUGAACUAAUACCAGUUCAUCCCCCAACACUUUCUGCAAGAGAGUUUGUAAUAUACCAAUAUGGCAUCUCCAUUCUCCAGUUUCUCAGGCCUCAUAUCAAUGCUCCAGAAAUUAACCUGUGUGUUGCCUCCAGCAUACCUCUCAGUAACACCACAGGCAAUGCCUUCCAAAACUCUUUCUUUUAUCAGAUUUCAGAGAACAAAUUAUUCAUUUUAAGAGAGUAUCUGGGUUGUGUGGGCAGCUUCAUUCUGCUGCUGGUGCACUGUCUGGCUCACAUAACUGCUGCUGACCUCAGCCAUGACUCCAGCCCCACCUUUCAGAGACUGUUUUAUCAGGCACUAAAGGCCUGUCUCAGUGAAAUGUUCUCCCUUAGACUCCGGAUGUCAGCAGUUCUCCAGGACAAUAAAUCCUCUGUGAAGAUAAGUGAGAUUCUGUUGAAGGGAGAACCAUUUUCUGGGGAGAAACUAAAUCUCAUCUCUCAGCUUUUUGAUGCAAAAGUAAACUCCGCCAGAGAGAUGGAGGUGUCCGAGGAGAGGAACAGGAACCUCUUACUCCAUACAAAUCUUGAGGACCUGCUGAAGAAUAAACCAUCUGUAAAGAAGAAAGAGUUUCUCACCCCCACCUCAGCUGGCAGGAAAGAGAACAACUUUGGUGGGAGGACAAGCUCAGAAGAGGAAAGCUGCUCUUACUUCAGCCUUUUGGAAGUGGAAGAGCAGUUGGAUACAUUAACUGAGGAGCUGGUGAAAGUCAUGGAGGAAGAACAUCAUUUUUUAAAAUAUGCAGCCAAUGAAGAUUUGCUCUUUGAUCAUCUUAAGAUAAUUGGUUUGAAGAAAGACUGUUUGGUAAAGCAAAUAGAAAUAUUAGAAGGGAAAAUAGCAAAAGGCAGAGAGGUGUUUAAGUAAUAUUAAUAACAGCAAAGAAAAAAAAUUGGUGACUUGCUUCUAGCUUGGGUGUCUGCACUCACCUUCACACACACAAAGUUUAUUCCAAGACACGUGUAUUGUUUUUCAUACUCACUCAUUAUUAAAUCUGAUUUAAAGGCAUCUAUGGUAGCUUAAAAACUGACAGGGCCUAAGGCUAGUCGACUCCCUGAUUUCUUCUGAAAUAUCCCUUAGCAGUAAUAAGCAGUCAAGAUAUCUUGGUUAUUGUCAUUACACAAGCAUGUGAAAUCUCAGUUAACUGUCAACUUAGCAAAGGACUGCAGGUGGGGUUUUAGAACUGAACUCCCAUCUGUUAUGGUUAUAGUGCUUAAUAAGUGUGUUUUGAUAACACUAUAUAGCACUAACCACUACAAACAUUGGAGAGGACAGUCACACUGAUCCCUAGCGUUUAAGUUUACAGGAAGACAGUUUCCUGUCCCAUAGACAUUCUAAUUCUGAAAGGUGCUGAGUACCUCUCACUUAGAUGGACUUCAGUGUGAGCUGAAGGCUAGAUCCUCAAAAAGGUAUCUAAGCUCUUAACUUCUGGGCUCAAGUGCCCUCAACUCCUUGCAAGAUCAGGCCCUAGUUUAUACACUGGUGUGAUACAAACAAGAAUCUGAAGGGAAAGGAGCAGAUGGCCUCACACAGGAGAUCAGCAACACAGAAGAGCGUUUUGUAUAUGGAUUUGAAUGAGAUUGAUUAUUUCUGGUGCAAUGGUUGUGAAUCAUUGAAUGUCUCUGCUCUAAUACUGUCAAACAGCUGACACAACUGUAUCCAAUUCCUUCUAUAUUCUUUAUUGGGUGAUUUGAUUGUAGUGGCCUAUUAAAAUAGGUACCUGUUAUACCUUUAGAGUUC
Messenger RNA from Trachemys scripta elegans, 4487 nucleotides. RefSeq lists its product as uncharacterized. The transcript is spliced from 22 exons. The coding region runs from base 150 to 3614 and encodes 1154 amino acids. Lineage: Eukaryota; Metazoa; Chordata; Testudines; Emydidae. The record is from RefSeq and is a predicted model, not a curated record.